Messenger RNA from Psylliodes chrysocephalus, 10968 nucleotides. The record is from the annotation of a GenBank genome assembly. NCBI's taxonomy places the organism in Eukaryota, Metazoa, Arthropoda, Insecta, Coleoptera, Chrysomelidae.
AAAAUCGCGUAAUAGUUAGUGUUUGAACCGUGGUAACGAAAAACCUAACAAAAUUAUCAGUGAAUUUAUAACUAAAUUUUGGUGUAAGUUGCAAGGCAGAAAAAAUCUAUGUUUUACUUUGAUUUUGCACUAAUCAUUGUCGUAAACCACCUUUCUUCUCGAUUUGGAUUCUUGGAAACAAAAAAAGAUUAAUGAUUUGAUUCAAUCUGAAAUGAAAUUUGUUUUAUUGUUGAUGUUUGGGUGUUAAUCAGUUGUUAAUCGGAUGAUUAGAAGUGUUUGGUCGAUGUUGAGUAGUUAAAUGGAAAGUGUUAGAUGUAAUAUUUGUUGCUGACUCAGCUAUAUGUAGCAUUUAAAACUUGAGGAUUGAGGAAGAAGAGCAGUGAGCGCACGUACGGAAGAUACGCUAUAUCGAUCACAGACUGUUAAUAAAAUAAUAGAGACCAAUGUACAUCACAACCGCAGGUUUAUUAAAUAUGCGUUCUAUUCAAAACAUGCGAUGUAAGUAAGCAUCAUAAGUAGGUAAAUUACCCGCUCGCGAGUGUAUAUAUUAAAAGUAUAUAUUAUAAAGUAAAGAUGUUAUUGAUCACCAGGAUGUUGGGGUCUAGCCACGUGUUCUUAUGUUCUUGUAGAGUCUUUCAGUUAUUCUUUACUUUCUACCACUAUUGAUCUGUAAUGGAAUAACGAAGCUGCCCCCAAUGUUGAAGAUACCCGCACGUUUUAAACAAUGUGACCUCAGUGUAUCCCUUGCCUUUGAUUAUUGUGACUGCAUUGUCAACAUGGGUACAAGGGCUGCUGCAUUUACAGCCAAAAUUCGCAGCCUAUAUGACUACCAACUACGGCUCAUGCAAGGAGUCAUGCCCCCUCCAUCCGGGGUUGACAUAGCAAACACAAUCAAAUAUUUCUCGCAAACUCUUUUAACUGUUCUCAAAGAUGUACCUAAUUCUCCAUUUGAACUCCUUAAAAAUCCAGACAUGGACACUGUCAGAAUGGGACUCUUUCCCAGUUUAGAUUACAAAGGACUUUAUAACUCACUCAUUCCUUUGAUAGAGGUUGCGCCACUCAUCACCUAUGGGAUACUUCCAUUUGGUCAGUCUAUGCUCCAAUGUCUAGGCUGUCUUCUACCAUUUUUGGAACAUGAUCUAAUUGAUAAUUUGCUAUAUUUAGCUGCAUCUACAAUAUCAGUUCUUCCACAAAACUUACAUCAGGAAAUUCUUAACACAUUAUGUUUCUAUAUCUUACCUUUUACAAUAACAAGGCAUAGUGAACGUGAUAAUGAUAUCUGUCAAUCUGUAUCAACUGUCAUAAUGAUGGUAUUCCAAUAUUCAACAAAUCCUGCACAUCACUGCCAAUUAUUGGAAUGCCUUAUGACGUUGAAACAGAACAUUUUAAAAGAUAUUCUCAGUGUAAUAGCCUACGGUACCUCAACAGCUCGAUCGUCAGCAGCUAAAUUGUUAUUUUAUUAUUGGCCAACUUUCAAUGCUAAUUUGUUUGACCGCAAGAAUCUCAUAUGCAAAUUUGCAGAUCCUACUCCUUUUGUUUGUCAACGAGACAUGUGUCCGAACACAGGAAACGCGGAAGCUGCCAAAGUUUGUUAUGACCAUUGUAUAUCUAUAACUUUCGCAAGUGAUACACCACCACCUCUCUAUCUUUGCAUUGAAUGCGCGAAUGAAAUCCACAGAGAACACCCCAACCAGAUGUUUUUCGACAUCCUUCACCCUAUGCAACAGGUAUCGAUGGUAUGCGAAAAUAAGAACUGCAGGUCAACCGAUAAAUCAGCAAUAUCUAUAUGUUUUUCAACGGAAUGUGCUAGUUACAACGGUAAUCAUCCAAUAAGAUACUGCGAACAGUGUCACAACAACAGACAUAACAAUCGAAGAGGUGGUGACCAUGUUGUACAUAAAAGUAUUCCACCAACAUGGUCCAUGGAAUCUGAAAUGCAGACAUAUAUGGUUGAAGCAAUUGUAAGUUUACUUAAGGAAGCCAAAGUACCUCAAUUAGAAAAUAAAGAAGAAAAGAAGGACGAAGUGAAAGAAGGCAGAGAAAGUAGAGAGGGCAAAGAAAGAAAAAGUCCUGUACCAGUAUUAGAUAAUAUAACCAUAGAGGAAAGGCAACUUUUAGGACGGUAUGGUGUGUGGUUACUAGUAGGAAGAUGUACACCUACAGAUAAUACAUCGGUGGAAGUUUUGGGUCGUCUACUAACUAUGAUUUUCCAUUGGUUUCACAUGACAGCCUACUCGUAUGAUGGACAAGAAGAAAGUACUUUAGAGAAAUUAAAGACUGAAAUCGUAUGUAACUGGCUAAGAAGCAUUAGCCAGACUCAUUACAACCUAUUUAUUUCUUGCCUUUUACCCCAUCCUCCUGAGUACGCCCGAAUUGGGGGACACUGGGACAUUCUAUCAUCAAGAACCACGCAUUUAAAAGACGGACUGAACAGACUGUUUUGUCUAGUCCCGUACGAAGUGAUAACUCAAGAGAUUUGGGAUUACGUAAUGCCUCACUGGAUGGAAGCUAUUGUAAAUGAUGUGCCAGAAAAAGAAUUAUUCGAACUGCGAAUUAUUUUAAGUAAAAUUCUGGAUACAGAAAUGAGUCCAUUGGGAUUUAAUUCAAAAAAGAUGUAUCAGUUUGUUUCUGUCAGAUUUCAAAAAACCAGUGCUAAAGUACAGCAGCAGGCACUGCAAUGGUUACAGACUCUUACCUUACUGGAAAUUUUAAUUCCUUUAAAUCUAUUAUUUACUAUCUUUGGAGAAGGUGUAUCAUACAUGAAAGAAGGUAUAGUGGAAAGCGAGGGUGAACCAGUAACAUCUCACGAUUUAGAGAUACCUGGUAGGCCAGAAAAAGAACAGAAAAGAGGAUCUAUUUAUGAGGAAAAUCGCUUAUCACCACAAGCAGAAUUCGAAACAGACGCCGAACAUAACCUAUUCUGUUGCUUACUCAUGCUAGACAUCUUACUGAAGCAAAUGGAACUGCAAGAUACAGAUAAGCAUACCGGAUUGAAUUCAUCGCUUUGCAAAGAUGUUUGUUGGUUGCUGAAGUGUAUGAUUACAGCAGCGUGGAUAGGGAAUCACUCAUGUUCAUUAAAAUCUGAGUGUACUUACUGUGAAUCUAGCAUCAUGUGGCAUCAAUUAUCAUUACAAUUACUGAAAUACCUUUCACCUAUUCAUCCAGCUCAUCCACCUGAUCCCCCUUUGGAAGAAAACUACGAAGACGCUCAUAGCCGAAAGAGUCCUCCAGAGAGUGACAAGAAAGAAGCGAAAAGUGACGCCGUUAUAAGCAUGCCAAUACCAGAAGUACACUCUGUCGGAGGAGUUAUAGUGCACAUGCCACACGUGUGUUCUAUCAUGACUGCAACUGUUGAGACCGUCUCGGAACAAUUAGACUUACCUAUUAUUCCAGUCGAAAGGGUGCCAGCGGGUUUCGCUAGAGCUAUAACUUUAUCCGAAUCAGACGUAGCUAUGGCGAAAGCCCAAAUAGUAAAAGCGCAAGUCAUAGGGGAAAAUGAUGAACCGGUCGAAACUGAUUCAGGAGAUGAUGUCGACAACUUCUGGCAAACUUCCGUUGGGAAAUUUAAAUUUUCCGUACCAGAUCUACCGCAACCUUUACAGUAUAUACACCAACUACUCCAGGAAUUAUCAAAAGUGGACAAACCAGAUGUUCUUUAUUAUAUGUUACAGUGUCUGAAUGUUUUGAUAUUACAUGGGGACGCUUGCACGAUUGCUUCCAAGGAGCAUAGAGGAUUUUUUAUAUGGUGCCAAGAAAAUUUGCUUAUUAAAAAUUUGUGGGAACUUUGCAAUUCGAAACACUCACAUAUUUGCCAAACUGUCGUUCCUUUACUUUUGCACUGCAUCACUUUACCAGCUGGGUCUGACGUAUUCUGGAGAGUCAUACAAGAAGCAUUCCACAGUAGCAAUUGGUGUAUCAGAUACACAGCAGUCGAAAGAGUCACUGUUAUCACCAGGUUCAUGGAUUCCAGCCCCUUGCGUAAUGUACACCAACUACAGGCAGCGCUUGCUAAUGCGUUUUGUUAUUUAAUAUCUAGCAUGGAUGACAACAAUGUAUGUGUAGCUCAAAGAGCUACUCUUUAUUUGGGGACCAUCCACGAUGCUGCUGUUAAGUCAUUGAUCAUGUGUUUGGAAACACAGUUCGAUUCUGUCAUAAUGGACCGUCCAAUGGUCCUACAAUCGCUAUAUCAACUACAUAACUCUUUAAGCGAGCGCAAAAUUAUGACAUGGGAUUUUUUCCUGAACCGUUUCGACACUCUCUUCAUAGAAGCACAAAUAACUCUAGAAAAAUCCGGUGAGAUCAGCUAUUUACGAGAUUUAAGGAAUUCCGAUUCAAACAGCGAAACUUUACUAAGGAAAAUUCAGAGGGCACACGAAGCUUUAUCUCAAUGUGAUGGAAGCGCGAAGACCUCGGUGAAGACUUUAAUUGCUAGUUUUGGAACCAAAUGGCCUUACAAACGAACCAUGUCUGCACCAGCUUCUAUAAUAACCAGACACGAAAACAAAGAAACAAAGGAGAAGGUGUACAGUCGCCAAUAUUCAGCGCCAAUUUUAAAAAGGAAAAGUUCUCGAUUCGGACUAGAUGGCCACAUGCAUUCGCUGAACGUAGUAGAUGACCAAAACAUCACAGCCUUUCUUCAAAGGGUCAUAGACUUGGAGGAAGCCGAUAAAGAAACUAUGCAUCUCUUGGUGUUUCUCCUUAUGCAGUUUUUGUCCCGAUCUGACCAGGCAUAUCCAGCUGAAGAAAAGAAUUUAGCAAAAACUCAAGGGAUAGUAUUGAGACAUCUUUAUCUCCUGUUAGGGUAUAGUCAAAAUGAUAGAGGACUAUACUUACCACCUCAGCGAUUACGAUCGUCUCCAGCAUUUAGCGUUUUUCUUUCAAAUUUACCUCAACUUAUGGAUCAAAACCAUUUGAUGGGACGUCUACUGCUUCCUACCUGCCUUAUUCUACUUCAAUAUGCCCCUUCUCCGUAUUAUAUUCCCAAUACUAUGGAAUUUCAACAACCUACGUACAGUCUUUGGGCUUUGGAAUCGCAUUUUCGUAAAAACUGGCUCAUGUCCCUCGUGGUUUUAUUAUAUAAGUAUCAAUACAAUCAGCAGCCACAUUGUAUGCAGCUUACAUCAUUGAUAAGGAUAGUAUUAAAUACUUUAGACUCUCAACAUCAUCAUUGCAGAAGAAUACCAGCCACAAUCAUAAUGGGACAACCCCCUUCUAGAUCCAGAGAUGUAAGUCAACCAUCUCUAGGGGCAGAAAUGGAACACCCAGAACGUGCAACACCUCCACCCUCACCAAUAUAUUCCUCAGAUGGACAAUCGAUCCAAGUUUCAGGUAGUUCUAGAUGUGGAAAAAUCCAAGUGGCAUACGGCAAACCAACUUCAGCCACAAGUAUGGAAACCCAUUGGGAAGAAGCUAUUCACUGCGUUCAUCCCGAAAAAAGAGUUAGGAAGCUGCCGGAAAUGAGUAUUGAUGAUGACACCGAAUCUGAAUUAAUUGUAAUACCGGAAAGCGAUAUGUCGGACAGCACGCUCCAAGGAAGUGUCCAAGGUUCUUUUGAUGAAGGAAUAACAGAUAGCGGUUGCGAAAAUUACGUAAGAUCUCCUAAAGAUACGUACAUCAAUCCCUUGGUUAAAUUACCUAAUAAGAGUAGACCGACGUGGACCAUAGGAAGCGAAGAAGACUCUUCCAAAUCUAAUGACAAUAAAUUGCAUCAUUCGGAGCUAGUUAAACAUUGUUCCAAGUUGAAUUCAUCGUCUUCUGUCAACGGGAUUCAAGUAGCCAAAACUGUAACUAUAGAUUUUCAUAAACAAGUUGCUUCAACGUUUGUUGAUACUUAUCAUUCAGGAAAACCAAAGCACAAAAAAAUUAUUGAGCCGAGUAUUACCCCGGUUGGUACUCCCGUUUCAGACUGUGAUGAUUGCUAUAGAAAUAAUCACGGGGUUCUACCUACACCUUCUCUAGAAAGAUUAUUACCGAUUGGAUCAUCUAGAAUACUAGAUUCGCCUCUUCAAGACGAUGUUUUCGCUCCAGCUCUUGAUUCGCAAUUAGAAAUUCCUAAUCAAGAGCGAUUAUUACCAAUUGGCCAGCACCCAACUCCUCAACUAUUAGAAAAAUUAAAGCAAGCUUUAGGUAUUAACACCCAACUAGCAACAAAGGUAGAAAGUAAAAAGUCAGAAAAAUUACCAGACCAUCAUCCCCAUCCAACAUCUUCUCAUUCUCACAGCCCUAGGAAGUUAACCAAACAAGUUGCAUUGGAAAGUCCUCCAAAUCAAUCAGAAUUUGACGAAAAUGGCCAUUUUAAAUCGAUAAAAAUGGAAAAUCAAAGGGAUUUAAUGCUAAAUCACAGACAACGUAUGCGCAAAGUAGGUCCUUUUGCGAUGAAUUCCUAUUCUAUACAUGAUCCCCGAAAGCCUGGUGCCUGGCUAAGUCCCCUAAUGUCGCCAAAACUCGAAGAAUUUGAUAUGAAACAGAGUUCAUUCAGGAUUGGUGACGAUUGCGUUACGGAAAGAUGUUCGGAAUGCGGACUAGUCAAAGAAGAAUACAGCGACGAAGAGAUUGGACUCUGUAUUGUUACGUUAGGAACUUUUAUACACCGAGAACCUGCGCUUGCUGCUCCUAUGCUGCCCGAUAUUCUUAGCAUUGUGGCUAAGGUGGCAACGAAUGCAAGGUAUCCCUGGCAAACAGAAAGUAAUAUUCAUUUGCCUGGUGGAGCAAUAAGUGUAGCACAUCAAUUUUUACGAUGCGUUUUACACCAACUAGCACCGAACGGAAUUUUCACGCAGAUGUUCCAAACAAAUGCUCCUGAAAAUAUCAAAGUACAAUUUUUUAAGAGUGUUAUUCAAGCAUUAAUUGAUUUCAACGAAUUAAAUCCAGUAGCUCCCAUUCAACUUUUGUUGGAAACGAUGAACUCCAAAAAGACAUUGCCUGUAGAUAUAUUGCCUACUAUUUUACAAAACAUGGCAUGUUAUUUGAACUGCCUUCCUCUCGAAGUUGCCUUAGGCGCCAGCACGCCAAUGUGGGGUACUGUAUUGCAACAAGUAGAAGUUUUAUACAGAAAAUUGGUAUUUUUGUUAAAUACUAUGGAGGAUUUGUUGCCUUUGUUGAAAAUUAUGUCUUCUUUAUUUAAAAUUCCUUUAAUAUCUCAAUUCAAGGGACUCUUGGAUCCGUUUUCUAAAGUCCUGAGUUAUGCAAUACAAACUCAGACCUUGAAAUAUGGUUGCCUUAUUGAAAUUUGUUAUUUGUGUUACAAAGCAUUUGCGAAGGAAAGAGACAAAUUAUAUCUAAGUCGCAUGGUUGUAUUUGAAUUGGUUCAAGCGCUCAAAUUCAAAACUACAAUUCCAGAUUCCAAUCUAUUAAUGUUGAUAAAUCUCAUUUUACAGGAUAUAGGGGGCUCUAUUCCAUCAAAUGUUGUAAUAAAAGACUGUUCUUCUUUAGCAUUAGAAUACGGGCCAGGAUUUACAACCGGUAUAUCCGACUGUAUGAAAUUAAAUCUAGGCGAUAUUUUAGAAUUUUUAACAGAUUUUCAUGCCAUAUCCAAAAUGAAGAGCUAUUGUAAAGGAGUUAGUGUCGGUUUAAACGACGACACAUUAGGUGGUAUCAUAAAAUGUAGUCUUGCUCAAUAUUUAGCAUUAGAAAUAACAAAGGGUAAUGGUAGAGAUAAUAGAGCUGUAACACGAUACUUUCCCUGGUUAUGUAGCACAUCAAUAACGCAACAAAGUCCCAGGGAAUUUGUAGAAUGUAUAGGCCAUAUAAGACUCCUCUCUUGGCUUCUAUUAGGAUCUUUAACACAUACGGCAUUACAGGGUAACAGUAACUGUCAAAUUUUAAGUCAGCCGAUUCCUCAAGAAGCUUCUUGUCAAAUUGCCGAUCAUAUUCAAGUCAUAAUGGCUGGAUUUGCCGAACAACCAAAAGCAUCCGUUUUACACAUGUCGUCUUUGUUUCACACGUUCAUAUUGUGUCAGCUCUGGACAAUCUAUUUAGAACAAGGUUUAAGUAGUAACAUACCAAUAACAGAAGCAUAUAACGUAACCAUGAACAUUCUUUUCGAUUUUUGGGGCAAAGUAACACCCUGCAUUUUACAACUUAUUCAGCAAUCGAAAAUGCUCUGCGAAAUAGUGAGUCUACAUUUUUUAAGUAUGUUAGAGGCAUUACUGGAAUGCCAAUCGACGUUUGUAGGAAAACUGUUACCAUUAUGGACACCUGUGCUUUGUUCCAAUCAAUUACAGUUACCAGGCCAUUUGCAAGUAAGACUGGAGAAUUGCCGUAAUUUUCCACCAACUAUCAUUCAUGAAGCUAUUCCUGAAAAGUUAAAAGUGGCGAAUUUGCACAACCCGAUGCUACUCAAAUGGCUUCAGAGACUCCAAUUUAAAAUGGGACAAAUAGAAUUGCAAUCAUCGACAGCAACACAAUUCUAUUCAUUGUAAAUAACCGCACAUGUUAUAUAUGUAUAGGUAAAAGGGUGGGCCACCGAUAACGCCUCGGUCUGUAGAGCUAAACCUAUUUGAUAUUUUUAAAUGUUUUCACAGCGAGAUGUAUACCAAAAAAGGCAACAAUUUAAAAUUAAUUUCAGUUAUACAUGGUUCUCCAAGAAAGUGAUACAUAUCCAAUUUAGAUUUUUUUUAAUGUCCUCUAUUUUAUUUUAUAUAGAGAAAGUAAAAGUUGAAAAGUCUUUUGGUAGGUAGAGAGGGGGUAAACGUCAAAUCACGUCGGGCGACUCCGAGAAUUUCACAGUAAUGUUUACCUGCCAGUGUCGUUUCAUAGAAUAAGUAAUUUUAAAUUGUUAUCGGCGGAACCGGACAAUCGCAUGUAUUUAUGGAUUAUAAAUAAUUAUUAAACAUGUAUUAUAAUAUUCUAAUUAUAAUUUUACAAAAUUUCAACAGCUAUUCACAAUUUAUUAAACUAUUUACUCGAAAUUGUUAUUAACAUCUAUAAAAUAAUUUUGUACGCUAAUGUAUCGCGUCCACUUCGGUGAGAUCCGCUGACAACCUGUCAAUUUAUGUGUAUAAAGUGGGAGAACUGGCAAAAGCAUUUCCAACUUUUACUUCUGUUCUAUUUGAAUUGCUCUCGUUUUUCCCAUUAUAACAGUACCAAAUAAAAUGGGAUUAUACAGGGUAUUUCACAAGCUAUAUAUGAAAAUCGUAUUGAUUUCAACGAUCUGUUUACUGCAAAAUAAACAAUUGAAAACCACAGUAAAAGUUUUUCGAUAUUAUUCAACAUUUAUGCCGACACACUCCCUAUAUCUAAAGUAAAUAAUUAUGAGAUAUUUUUAAAUUUAAAUGACAAAAACAAUUCUAAAUUACUUUAAUAUUAACUGGUCACUGGUUAAUAGUAAAUAGACUGUUAAUUGGUAAUAAGAAAUUAACCAGUUAUAAUUUAUUAUCGACUGAAUAAGUUUUUGACAAUACCUAAUGCGACUUUUACAUUCAGCAAAAAAAUAAAAAUAGCAACCAAAAACUUCUCAUAUUAUCUAGUUUAUUCUACUCGUAAUUUUAAUAAGUGUUAUUUUGACAGAUUUUAUUUAAUAAGAAAAGAUUUCUAAGUAGCUUCCAAUAAUAUUUAUGAAAGUCUAAAGGUCGUUUUCAAAUUAUUAGUUACAGUUGUUAAUCCACAUAAUACGUUAAUUAAGGAAUUACUGUAUUUGAACCUGUUGUUUUUGUUCAUGUUUACUGUUAUACAAUAAACAAUUUAGAGUGUACAGAAGUUAUUUUCCCGAGGACGCCAGGAAAACCUGUUUCUUUUGCAGUAUAGGAGUCAUUGAAUACAAUUUUCAUAUACAUAUUGUAUUGCACAACCCAACGUAUUGUUAUAAUGUAUAAAUGGACGACAAUUUAAAUAUAAAAUAAAAUACAGGGUGUCCCACUGAAAAACCCCAACUUUGAUAUGUAUCAUUUUCCUGGAGGACCCUGUAUAAUUGAAUUAUUUUCAAAUUGUUACCUUUUCUGAUAUACACAUUUCGCUGUGAAAACAGAUUUAAAAAAUCAAAUAGUUCUGGCUCUACAGACCAAGGCCAUACCGGUGGUCCAUGCUGUAUAAAAUUAAAAGUUCGGAUAUUUUUAUGUUCUUAAAAAGAAAAUACGAGUUUAUACAGAAAGUUGUAAUAAAUUAAAUAAAUUUUAUCAACAAUAACAAUUUUUAUUUAACAAAAUCCUAGAUUUCCUUUUUCAGCAAAUCCAUCAGUUCUCUGGAUGCUGCAGAGCCUAAAGGAUAUAGCUAAAAAAAUAAAAAUUACGAUAAUAAAAAGGGAAAUCAAAACAAUUAUUUACUCAAAGGUGGUUUAGUAGUAGGUUGUGAAUUUCAAAAUGUAUUAAUUACCUUUUGCAAAAAAUAGGCAACGUCAAGUUUUAUUUGUUCUCUAAUUUUCAUUUCGUCAGAUCCUGUAUCUGAUUGAUGAGCGAUCUCUUCUGAUACGGCGACAUUUCUAUUUUUUAAUCUUCUUAAAGAUUCCUCAGUUUUACAAACUGAUCUUAGCACACCUUGGACUAAUUUUAAAAACCUGAUAAAAAGUUGAAACAUAUUAAUUACUCUGUGAACAUAACAUAUUUAUACUUACUGUUCAGUAACUUCCAAAAUGACUUCAUUCAAAAUCUCAGUAGAUUUGUUGCUUAUGACAUGCUGGAAGGUACUGUGGAAGUUAAUGACAGGUUUCACAGCUUCAAUCAUAUAAGAACUAGGUUCUUUAGGUGUGCUUCUAUUAGUUCUUCUGUAUAAUCUUGGAAUAGCCCCGACACGAUGUAAAUGACUGCACAUCUCAUCUACUUUCAUUUUAACCAAAUUACUUUUCAAUGUAUCUUGAAUGUUGUCUAUUGAUUUUUUGUUUGAUUUUAUUAUGUUUGGUAUUAGGGAAACAACAUUUUUAUCAAAUAUUUUGAAAAUUGUUGCUUCAACGUCAGCUGGAUUCAAUAUUAGAGGGCAUAAGAAUUUUUCAACUAUGUUUAAAUCGAUCAAAGAGUCCAUUAUGAAUUUUUCUUUUGA